AUUACAGCGACCACACGUCUACCUGCCAGUUCACCUUUAUGGCCAACUGGUGCACCAUAAAACAGGCUGCCAUUUAUUGGAGUCUCAGAGUAUUGUUACAGAUCUAAGUUACACUGUUCGUUCCCCAAUGCUCGAUAAGUGGGAAGGAAUUAAGCAGCUGAAAGCAGCCCUUUGGGCCUUGGGCAAUAUUGGAUCAUCAAAUUGGGGUCUUAACUUGCUUCAAGAAGAGAAUGUAAUUCCUGAUAUAAUGGCACUUGCCCAACAUUGUGAAGUUCUCUCUGUUAGAGGAACCUGUGUCUACGUGCUUGGUCUAAUAGCCAAAACUAAACAAGGAUGUGACAUUUUGAAGCAUCACAACUGGGAUGCUGUGAGACACAGUCGUAGACAGCCUUGGCCAGUGGUCCCUGAUGAUAUGGAGCAGCUCUGCAAUGAACUUUCCUCUAUACCCAGCACUCUUAGCUUGAACUCUGAAUCCACCAGUUCUAGGCACAACAGUGAAAGCGAAUCUGCCCCUUCAAGUAUGUUCAUCAUGGAGGAUGACCGUUUUGGUAGUACUUCCACUAGCACAUUCUUCCUAGAUAUCACUGAAGAUGCAGAACAAAUAUUUUAUGACAGACCUGGACCUUCAAAGGACAAAGACCGUAGUCCCUUUCCUUUUUUUUCUUCUAGUAGGCUUGUGAAAAACCGCAUUCUAAACUCUCUUACUCUCCCUAAUAAAAAACACAGAAGUAGCAGUGAUCCAAAAGCAGGAAAGCUGGCAUCAUCUGACAGUAAAUCAGUCCUGAGGCGAAAUCGUACAGUGACAGAACCUUCUGGUAGCAUAGACUUUCCUGCUGGGGAAGAAUUAAACCCUGUUUUCAGAGUUCCUAAAAUCCAGACUUUACGAUUAGAAACUUCUUUUGUUGGAAGUAAGCACAUGGAAGAUACUGAUAGUACCCCAAGUAUUGGUGAAAAUGAUCUGAAGCUGCCAAAAGGUCUUGGAAAUGAAAUUCACCGGGAAAACACAAGCAGAGAAAAGCUAAUAGGAGAUGGUACUACACAAACACAUUUCAAGAGUCGUAGCUUAAGUUUUAAUACAGAUACCACAACAAGUGGUAUAAGCUCAAUGAGUUCUAGCCCUUCAAGAGAGACCGUAGGUGUGGACACUACAAAUGUAGAUACCGACUGUGGAAGUUUGAGUACUGUGGUAAGCACAAAAACAGUUAAACCAAGUCUCUGUUCAACACCACAGUCUAACCACCUGCCUAUCUCGAAGUCCAACUCUGUAUCUCUGGUACCACCAGGCUCUUCUCAUACACUUCCUCGAAGAGCCCAGUCUCUUAAAGCUCCUUCUCUUGCUACAAUAAAAAGUCUUGCUGACUAUAACUUUAGCUACACAAGUUCUCGAGAUGCCUUUGGCUAUGCUACACUAAAACGCUUACAACAGCAGCGGAUGCAUCCUUCACUGUCUCACUCAGAAGCCCUGGCAUCUCCAGCAAAGGACGUGCUGUUUACUGACACUAUUACCAUGAAGUCUGGCAGCCUGGAUUCUCGGCUAACCCCAAGCCGGUUCAUGAAAGCUUUAAGUUAUGCUUCAUUAGAUAAAGAAGAUCUGUUAAGUCCUAUUAACCAAAACACACUUCAGCGUUCGUCUUCUGUUCGCUCGAUGGUUUCUAAUGCUACAUAUGGUAGCUCUGAUGAUUACAUUGGCCUUGCUCUCCCAGUGGAUAUCAAUGAAAUAUUUCAGGUAAAAGAAACUCCAUAUUUCCAGAAGAAAACCACACCUCCAUUUGAUGACCAUGGGGCUAAGGUGUUUGCAGCUGAUGCAGGAGGUCUUCCAUCAGGUACAAGUGAUGUUGUCAAAAGCCCUUUUCAGAUGCUCCGACAGCAAAUCAGUCUCACAGAAAUAAUGAACACCAGCCGUUCAGAUGCAUCCCAGUUUUUAGAAAGUACAGAGGAUACGGGGCUGCAGGAGCACACAGAUGAGAACUGCCUUUACUGUGUCUGUGUUCAAAUACUGGGUUAUCAGCCUAGCAGUAAAGCAAACUCUUCAUAUGGUCGUACAGAUUUUUCAGACAUUCCAUAUACUGACUGGUGUGGGCAGACCAUACACAAUCACUUAGAUGUGCAUUCCUCCAAAUUUUCUGGAAUUUCAGGCUGUAGUGAUGCAGUAUCCCAUGGUUCAGCUAGCAGCACCAAGAGUACGGAACUUAUGCUAGGAGUAAAAUCAAUCCCAGAUGAUACACCAGUGUGCAGAAUACUUCUGCGGAAGGAAGUGUUACGUUUAGUCAUCAAUUUGAGUAGUUCAGUAGGAACUAAGGGCCAUGAAACUGGGCUGCUGACAAUUAAGGAGAAGUAUCCCCAAGCAUUUGAUGACAUAUGCCUUUACUCUGAGGUGUCCUACUUGUUAGCACAUUGUACAUUUCGACUUCCAUCUAGGAGAUUCAUUCAGGAACUGUUUCAGGAUGUGCAGUUCUUACAAAUGCAUGAAGAAGCAGAGGCUGUUUUAGCAACACCAACAAAGCCUCCAGUGAUCGAUACAUCAACUGAAUCCUGACCUCUGUCUCAUGCAGUGCAUUGCCAUAUAGACUUUCUGAAAUCCUCAGAAAUCACCUCUGACUGACUGGAUAAAAAGCUUGGAGUAUCAUCUGCUAGACCGUUCCAGAAGCUACUGGUACCUGAAGACUGAACUGAAAACUUUCUUCCUCAACCAAUUACUGUUCCAGUCUUUUGAGCCCUUUGGGGAUUUAUUAAACAUUACCAUAGUUUUAAUAAUAGUAAUUAUCAGUAUAUGCAAGAGCCAAGCACUGAACACCUCCACAAGUUUUCAUUUCAUU
Nestor notabilis (Kea) is the source of this 2816-nucleotide messenger RNA. Its product is annotated as rapamycin-insensitive companion of mTOR-like. The record is from RefSeq and is a predicted model, not a curated record. The transcript is spliced from 12 exons. Gene Ontology annotation, biological process: positive regulation of phosphatidylinositol 3-kinase/protein kinase B signal transduction; TORC2 signaling. Gene Ontology annotation, molecular function: protein serine/threonine kinase activator activity. Gene Ontology annotation, cellular component: TORC2 complex. The annotation marks the transcript as partial. Lineage: Eukaryota; Metazoa; Chordata; Aves; Psittaciformes; Psittacidae.